GCCGCGACCGGCACAGACACCUGUCAAAAUUACAGUUCUAAUGACCCCUUAAAAUCAAAUUUCAGUGUUUAAACUCCAGUAACUUCUAAAUUUAUCAGUGCACUAAACAAAUCACUCAGGAUGGCAUGCAAAAAACCAUUGGGGCCCGGCCCCGGCGCGUACCAGCUGCCCACGACGUGCGGCUUCAACCAGCACGACCCGUCGCGGUACCGCAACCCGAUGUACUCGUUCGGGACCAACGCCGGGUACCGCGUCAAGGGCCUGGGCCCAGGGCCCGCCUACCGCAUCGACCGCGUCACGCGCGACGGCAUGGUCUCCUCCCCCGCUUGGAGCUUCGGCGCUAGGUUCCCGACGCGCGCCACGCUGCGCACGCCGGGCCCGGGCUCGCACGCGCCUGAGCGCUGCCCGGCCAUGCGAGAGCCGCGCGCGCCCAUAUAUUCGAUGGGCGCGCGGCUCGGCUUCGCGCUCAAGCGGCCGGGGCCCGCGCCCAACGCCUACGCGCUGCGGCUGGGGCCCGGCACGCCCGCCUACACCAUGGGCGCGCGAGUCGGCUUCAACCUCAAGCCGCGCUCGCCGGGGCCCGCCGUCUACUUCCAGCGGGACGCCAACGUCUACAUGACGAGGAGCCCGAACUACUCGCUGGGCGCAAAACUGGACGGCGCGGGCAAGGCCACGAAGACGCCCGGACCCGCUGCCUACCCGCCCAACCUCUAUAACGUCAAGAAGCAUACAGCCAACGACAUGGGGGAAGACCGUCCUCUUUGA
This is a messenger RNA of Ostrinia furnacalis (Asian corn borer), 765 nucleotides long. RefSeq names its product outer dense fiber protein 3B. Gene Ontology annotation, cellular component: cytoskeleton. The record is from RefSeq and is a predicted model, not a curated record. The coding region runs from base 121 to 765 and encodes 214 amino acids. Lineage: Eukaryota; Metazoa; Arthropoda; Insecta; Lepidoptera; Crambidae. The transcript has 5 exons.